Messenger RNA from Aspergillus pseudotamarii, 546 nucleotides. RefSeq lists its product as uncharacterized. Bases 80 to 382 code for a protein of 100 amino acids. The record is from RefSeq and is a predicted model, not a curated record. The transcript has a single exon. Lineage: Eukaryota; Fungi; Ascomycota; Eurotiomycetes; Eurotiales; Aspergillaceae.
AGACACCGAUAAAAGCCCCGGGAGCCCCACGUACCUCUUCAAGAAAAAACCCAACACAACUACUACUACCAAGAUCAACAUGUCUAUCAUGACAAAGAAAGCAAUAACAAACGAUGCCGACAACGCACCCCGACUCGCGGAAGCCACCCAGGCAAAGACCGAAGGUUACCGCGGGGGAGACUGGUGUAAUCGGUUAUCCGUCGGCUUUGCAGUCUAUCGCUUCAUACAUUCGGCAGAUAGAAGAGUGGAGCUGCGAAGCAAACAUGCUGAAAAACCAAGGCGGAAUCAUUUCUAUCCACCUUAUCUUGAAGUCAAUCUUCUUGCGAUAGCUUCGUAUUUUGCCUUCCUAGUGUCCUUCUUUUUCUGUGUUUCUCCAGGUUAAUCUCCAUCGCUACAUAUUUGUGAAAGGUUGUGUAAGAAAAACCCCCUUUGAAUGAAAGUGACCGGUGGAUCGCCACAGUGACGUGUGAAAUGAUGAUCGCCGCCCGCUUUGAGCUACAUAGUUUGACAUGAAGAUGUUGAUUGUUACUGACCAUUGACCAUCAC